Messenger RNA from Cyphellophora europaea CBS 101466, 3483 nucleotides. RefSeq lists its product as uncharacterized. Gene Ontology annotation, molecular function: phosphopantetheine binding. The transcript has a single exon. The record is from RefSeq and is a predicted model, not a curated record. The coding region runs from base 1 to 3483 and encodes 1160 amino acids. NCBI's taxonomy places the organism in Eukaryota, Fungi, Ascomycota, Eurotiomycetes, Chaetothyriales, Cyphellophoraceae.
AUGUCUGCCGACUUGAGCUAUUUCACCUGCACACUAGGUCAAGCCGCCCUACUCAAACAGUCAAAAGCAUACAAGACCAUACCGGAAUUCAUUGAUUACCAAGCCGAGCAUUACCCUAACCAUCCAGCCGUGGGUUGCUAUACCCCUCAACCAGCCCCGGAUUCUUGGCCGCACCAAGUCAUCACAUUCGCUGACGUUCAGCGAGGAACGCGACUCAUCGCGGAGCACCUACAGCCAGCCUUGGGCCGUACAAAUGGCGAAACUGUUGCCCUCCUCUGGCCCAGCUCCGUUGAGUUCCUGUUCACCUGGCUGGGAUUGGUGUACGCUGGGCACCCAGUGCUGCUCAUUGCGCCACAGUGCUCUUCUUCUGCUAUUGCAAGCCUAUGCCAAACAUCUGCAGUGUCGGUCAUCAUCAGACAUGGGAUCUACGAGAAGCUGGCCGCCGAUGCUUGUGAGCAAGCCCGGGAAAGCGGGGAGGAUUUACAAAGCAUGAGCUUCUCCUUCGCCAAUGGCAUACAGCGGAAAGUUCGAGACUCGCCCGCUACCACGCCACGACGGGCUGAUGUAUCGCCCGAAGAUGUGGCUUACCUGCAUCACACAUCUGGCACGUCCAGUGGUACCCCAAAGCCGAUCCCGCAGACACACCAUGGGGGCCUUGCUGUGCUCCCGCGUCUAGAAGGCCAACGGGCUGGCACUUUCACCACCACACCUCUCUAUCACGGCGGCAUAGCCGAUCUCUUUCGAGCGUGGACGAGCAACGCUAUGAUCUGGCUGUUUCCCGGCGCAGAUGUGCCCAUCACUUCCGCCAACGUUGCCCACUGCCUCAGAGCGGCUGCUGGAGCUCAUCUUGAAGGAGAAGCGCCGAUAGUGGCACACUUCUCGAGCGUACCGUACGUCUUGCAAUUGCUCGCCGCUGACGACGAAGGUCUCAAACGCCUGCAAAGCAUGGAUAUGGUUGGCGUCGGAGGGGCUGCUCUGCCAGUAGAAGUAGGUGAUGGCCUGGUUUUGAAGGGCGUCAGACUUGUCUCACGCUACGGCUCUGCUGAAUGCGGCUUCCUGCUCUCAUCUAACCGCAAAUACGAAAGUGACCAGGACUGGCAGUACCUGCGCCACGAUGCAGCAGUGGACUCGCUAAGUUUCGAGGAGCGCGAGGGCGGACUCUACGAACUGAUAGUGCGCAAGGACUGGCCGCACAUGGCGAAGCGGAACAGAGACGACGGCGGCUACGAUACUAGUGAUUUGUUUGAGCGGCAUCCAAGCAUUGAGAAUGCUUACAGAUAUCACUCUCGAGCCGACAGCCAACUCACGCUGAUAACGGGCAAGAAGUUCGAUCCCGCUCCCCUCGAGGGCUCCAUCGCUAGCACCUCGGAUCUGGUCGAAGAUGCGAUGAUCUUCGGCGAGGGUCAGCCAUACCCUGGUGUGCUGCUGUUCCGCUCAAGGUCCAGCGCAGACGUUGCGAACCAAGAGAUCGUCGCGGCUCUGCGAUCCACGAUCGCCAAGAUGAAUACAGAAUCUCAGUCUCAUGCGCGAAUACCUCUGGACAUGCUCAUCCCCAUGCCGCCAGCGGAGCUCGAGAAGAGCAGUAAAGGCACGAUCCUGCGACCUGUCGUCACAGGCCGAUUUGCCAAAGAAAUACAAGCAGCGUACAAAGACACCACUACUGAUGGGUCAGAUCAAGACAUGCCGGACAGCGACGUCGCGUUCGCGCUUCUCAGCGCUGUCUCAAGCAUCCUGGGCUCCGACAGCGGUGGGAAGCUGACACCAGAGACCGAUCUCUUCGCUCAUGGCAUCGACUCGGUCGCGUCCAUCCAGAUCCGCAACAAGCUUUGGCGGAUGCUGCCCAACGGCACAAGGUUGCCGCUGACCAUCGUUCAGGAUUGCGGCAGUGUGGCGAAGCUGGCACAGUACGUGCUCGCACUCCGUCAUGGGCGGACGAUGCAGCUUAGUAGCAAAACAGACUUGAAACAUACGCAUGGUCAGAUGAAGGGGAUGGUCGAGGAGUACUGCGACUUUCCAUCGUCGUCUUCUCACUCGGAGACCCCGUCAACAGCGAACGACAGCAGUACCUCUACGGAGCUUCCCGACUCUGCAAACAGCAACACAGGGACCACCAUACUCAUGACAGGCUGCACUGGCACACUCGGCGCGCACCUCCUGUCCCACCUCCUCACCCAUGCACCGGCCCUCGACAUCCAGCAUGUCUACCUCCUGGUCCGCGGCAGCACGCCCCACGCCUCCACAUCCCGCGUCCACAAAGCUCUCCUCUCUCGACAGCUUUCCGUCCCGCCAACUUUCUCAUCCCUCGUAUCAGUUCUCCCCUGCAAGCUAAGCAACGCGAACCUCGGUCUCGAAGAUGCCGUAUAUCAGCGCCUGGCACAAGAAGUUACACUCAUUUACCACCUUUCCUGGCACGUCUCGUUCCUGGCUCCGUUGACCGCCUUUCGAACCCACAUCGCCGCCGUCCAGAACCUUCUGUCCCUCACGCUUGCCCGGGCACCGACAUCUCCCCUACCGUCUCCUCAUUUCGUAUUCUGCUCCUCCACCGCAUCUGCCUCCUCACAUCCAAGUCCGAUACCCGAACAACUCCUCGCCAAGCCCGACGCUGCGGGACCGACGGGGUACGCACGCUCGAAAUGGGUUGCGGAACAAGUCUGCGGGCGCUUCGCCGCGCAGUCACAGCUGCGAGGACGGGUGAGCAUCAUGCGCGUCGGACAGCUGUCGGGUAGUACGCGGACCGGAUGCUGGGGCGGCAGCGAAGCCUACCCGCUCAUGCUGGGAGUGUCCAAGGCCAUGGGGGAGGUGCCCGAUCUGGACGAGGCGAAGCGGAGAUACGGCGGGGAAGAGUGCGCUUGGGUCCCCGUCGAUGUCGCCGCGCAAGCAUUUGCGGAGCUGGGCCUGCUGGGGACGCACGGAUCGCCGUCCUCCCAGAAAAUGAUGACUGGAAAUGGUGGAUUGGUGGAAGAAGGCUCGGCGCAGUCGACAACGGGGUAUGGAGGGUUGCAAGUGCUGCAUCUGCUGCCGAAGCCCACCCACAAGCAUUCCACCUGGAGCGACGUCCUGGCCUGUAUCGCUGAACGGGAACCAGACGCCUUUCGUGUCGUGCCGGUUGAUCCGUGGCUCGACCACCUCGAGCAACUGCGGGAUAGCAAGGAGGAGGUGUUGCGGGCACAUCCUGCUUUGCAGUUGGCGGACUUCUGGCGGAAAUCAUACUGCAGCGAGUCUGGCGGCGAGCGUGGCAUCGCUGGGAAGCACGAUGGUGCAGACAUAUUGAAUCAAGGCGAGGCUGCGGACGGAGGCGAAGGGGAAGAAUUGCGAGGAGAGCCACUGCAGGAGAUGAAAGAUGCACGGGAGUCAAGCACGAGUGGCUUCGUCAUGGCGAACAGCUUGGAGGCCAUGCCAAUACUGAAGGACCGGCCCAUAGCUGUUCAUCUCGAUGGAGGGUAUGUGGUCAAGUGCUGGCAGUGGAUCAAGGAGAAUAUCUGA